AUGAGUAAUAUAGUCGAGCGAUUCGCCUCCAUUAUACUCGAUGACGACGUUGCAGCGGUGCAUGGUGCCAUCGUCGCGAUAGCCAAGAUGCCGAAUCGAGGAGGUCUGAAACUUUUCCUCAUCAAUGGCGUACCCGGCAGGAGGGAGUUCGAAGCGAACUUCGACGUUCUGUAUGCCUGCUGGUAUGGUGGCUCUUCCCAGAACGGUGUCCUCGUGACCUUUGAUGCUGAAGUAGACUCGAAACGUCGCUUCGUGGGUGAUGCGUUGCAAAGCUUCUUCGGUGAUGGCGGGACAAACACGCAGUAUGCUAAGGUCUCCAGAUUGAAGAAGUGGUGCGAUGAUUAG
Molecule: messenger RNA, 345 nt
Organism: Letharia columbiana
Lineage: Eukaryota; Fungi; Ascomycota; Lecanoromycetes; Lecanorales; Parmeliaceae
Exons: 2
Coding region: 1-345 (114 amino acids)
Source: RefSeq, a predicted model, not a curated record